Molecule: messenger RNA, 2349 nt
Organism: Penicillium riverlandense
Lineage: Eukaryota; Fungi; Ascomycota; Eurotiomycetes; Eurotiales; Aspergillaceae
Gene: hrdA
Product: E3 ubiquitin-protein ligase HRD1
Exons: 3
Coding region: 1-2349 (782 amino acids)
Cellular component (GO): cytoplasm
Source: RefSeq, a predicted model, not a curated record
AUGAGGAUAGCUGCGUACGCCGGGGCUUCGGUGGCCCUGGCCACGGGGGUGUUUUUGAAGGCCAUCCAUCAGAGAGCCAACUUCUACGCGGCCUGCGUGUAUCUCUCUCAAAGCAGCGCGAACCUCAUGAUCCUGACCAACCUCUGUCUUCUCGCCGCCGGAUUCCUCCUCUUCUGGCUCCAGCGACUGCUCUAUGGGCCCCUGAGAGCCAUCGAGACCGAACAACUCUACGAGCGAGCAUGGUUCGCCGUCACGGAGACCUGUCUGGCGAUGACCAUCUUCCGGGGGGAGCUAGGCGGCUGGUUUCUGGUGAUGUUUAUCUCCCUCUUGGUCGGCAAAGUUUGGGGUUGGAUUGGAGAAGGCCGUGUGGAGUACCUGGAACAACAACCGCCGGCCAACCCGCGACUGUUUCAUACGCGAUUGGCGGCCUCAUUGGUGCUUUCGGUCUUGUUCGACUCGUUCAUGCUGAAUUACUGCGUCAUAACGGUGCUGGAUCAAGCGAGACCGGAUAUGAUGGUGAUGUUUGGCUUUGAGUUUGCCAUUCUGACUAUCCUGUCCACCUCGACUACUGCUCGGUAUGCGAUUGCCUUGGUUGAGAUCUAUAUCACCCGCCAGCAAGUGAAGAACAAGAUGGAGGAGCGCCGAGCUGAAAUCCGUGAAGCACGCGCGGAAGCUAUCCGACAACAUGCCAUUUCUGGGGCUAGUGCUCCUCCCACCGACUUGCCGGACGAAAAUGAUAUCGACGAGAUGGAAAUUGAUGUGCCAGGAUGGGAGGAGAAAGGCCGAUGGGUCUUCUACCUGGACCUCUUGACUGAUUUCUUGAAGCUCUCGGUCUACCUGACAUUCUUUGCCAUUCUCAUCACUUUCUACGGUUUGCCGAUUCACAUCCUGCGGGAUGUUGUCGUCACGAUCCGCUCGUUUGGUCGGCGAAUCAUGGAUUUCCUCCGCUACCGCAAUGCGACCAGGGACAUGGAUGAAAGAUAUCCGAACGCUACAGCCGAAGAGGUCGCUCGAGAGGAAGUCUGCAUCAUCUGCCGGGAAGAGAUGGUUUCGGCGGAGCCGGCUGCUGAUGUUCCUGAGAAUGUUGGUCAGCAACCACCGGCAGCCGGAACCCAGCAACGUGUGCCUGACCGUCUUCGCCCUAAGAAACUACCAUGUGGACAUAUCCUACACUUUGCAUGCCUCCGAAGCUGGCUUGAAAGGCAACAGAACUGCCCCACCUGCCGACGUCCGGUGGUAGUGCCAUCAGGCGCCCGAGGUGCUGCUGGUGUCAAUAACGCUCCCGGUAAUGGCGGCGCUGGCGCUCAACCUUUCAACCAAGCUGGGCGUCAGCCAGGCGCCCAGGGACAGGACCAACCUCGUGCUCGGGUCUAUCAGCUCGGACCCUUCCGGGUCGGCUUUGGGGCUGUGCGUGGAGACCUUCUUCAGAACCUCCACCAGCAAAUCCACCGAGGCAAUGCUCCAUUACAACCAGCGAACAAUGGGAACCCUCCCGGUGUACGCCAGGUCGGCUUUGGUUUUGGCUUUGGACGACGCCCACCAGCGCCAGAGGCUGCAGCUCCGGGGCCGUCCAACAUGACCAAUGUCCAUCAGCAGUUGGAACAUAUCGAACGACAGAUCACGGAGGAGAUCAACAGCCUCCGUAUUGCCACCGAGCGGCUACAUCAUGUCCGCCAUCUCCAAACGGAGCUGGACCGAAUCCGGCUUCAGCAAGCGGCUUCUUUAGCUCUCCAACCGACACCUACGACUGCUGUUCCGCCACAGCCAACGCCUUCAACCUCUGUUCCCGCCCCUUCAUCUAUCACCACUUCUACCACUAUCUGCCAUCAGUUUGUCUCAAACCCGGCCGUGUCAGCCAUGGGGUCCGAUGAUGCCCGCCUUCCAGAAGGACUUACUCUCCCGCAAGGAUGGACUCUGGUCCCUCUUCAUCCUACCGAGCCAAAUGCGGAUCUCACGCCUUCCGUCCCAGAAACUUUGACAACGCAGCCGGCUCCAGACAACGCUACCGCUCCUCAACCUGUUACUGGCCCCGAGACCGCCGCCGCUCCCCAAAGCAGCAACGAGCCUGAGGCAUCUACAGUUGAAACCGUUGCUAGUACAGCGACAACGGCUCCGGUGGCUGACGUCCUGCCCAACUGGCAGUCUACGCCCAAUGUCCCAUCGACGGAUCAUCGCGCAGAAUCACCUUCACAAGAAUGGACUGACAUUCCCUCUGAGCAGCCUCAAGCAGGGCCUUCCUCUGCCGCUCCGCCUUCCUGGGGCGCCGGCUCCGGGUCGGACUCCGAGUCCCCUUAUAAGGGCAAGGGACGCGCUGCCACUGUGGAAGAAGCAGCUGACGAUGGAGCAUGA